Molecule: messenger RNA, 2374 nt
Organism: Ruditapes philippinarum (Manila clam)
Lineage: Eukaryota; Metazoa; Mollusca; Bivalvia; Venerida; Veneridae
Product: sodium/myo-inositol cotransporter-like
Exons: 3
Coding region: 785-1249 (154 amino acids)
Biological process (GO): transmembrane transport; myo-inositol transport; inositol metabolic process
Cellular component (GO): plasma membrane
Molecular function (GO): D-glucose:sodium symporter activity
Source: RefSeq, a predicted model, not a curated record
UAGUAUAAGUCUCUAAUUACACUGUAUCAUUCAAUUAAGUUUAUUCCGCAAAUUUGACAUUCACUACAAAUAAUCUGUAAAAUAAAAUAAAUUGUGCAGAUUUCUAGUUCGUUUGACAAAUCAGCAUAAUUAUUUUCCGUUUCUUUUACAAUUUAGAUAAAGCACUGUCCGGAAAUGGUGCUUGGAAAAUCCAUUUGUAAUCUAAGAUUUAAACAUCAAGAUUUUGAGUAAAAAGAACUUUUCUUGCAUUUUCUAAGAAGGUACGGGGGAACUAGUAAAACAAGAAUAUCUUUACAACACAUUAUAUUUGUCCAAGGUUUGAAAUUAAUUCAAUCCCAUCUCCUGGCAAGGACCUUCUUCAUCCUGCUAUAUGGGGAGGGGGGUAACGGACAUAUAACUUUGUUAAAGAUCCUGUAACACAUUUUUUCAUGGUUUUAUUUCAUGAAUAUGAUGCUCAAAUUAAGAUUUGUCAAUAUUGUAAGUCCCAAUAAGCAUUAUUUUUAAAGAUAUUACCGAAUUAAACAUAUCUUGUAAAUAAAGGGAGGUAAUUUGAAAUUUAUAUUCUAUAAGUUCUAAGUCAAAUUUUCCAAUAAGAAAUGAAUGCAUAUAAUCUAUUGAUUAAAUAUUAUGUGCACAAAUAUUUGCAGUACACAUUUUACGUAUUCUUCGAUGUUUGAAAAUUGUUUUAUAUGCAUAAUUAUAUACAUAUAUAAUUUUUUGCAAGUGUGAUAUACACACAGUAACAAUAUCAAUCACAAAACAUACAUGAUCUUUAAAACAAUCAAUGCGUUUCUAUAACGCGGCUGAUCUCUACUUUUACUUCUUUAAUAUGUAUGUAUUUUCUUGUCAGGUGAUUGUACAGCGCCUCCUAGCGGUCAAGAGUUUGUCACAUGCUCAAGGAGCAGCACUGAUGGCCGGUUUUAUAAAAGUUUUACCAUUAUUUAUGAUGGUGAUGCCGGGGAUGAUCAGCAGAGUUCUCUACGCUGACGAGGUUGCAUGUGUUGACCCACAAAUAUGUAACUAUGUAUGUCAAAGCGAGGCUGGAUGUAGCAGUAUAGCUUAUCCGAGACUUGUCCUCGGUAUCAUGCCAGAAGGUUUACGUGGUCUUAUGAUGUCGUUGAUGAUAGCGGCUCUUAUGAGUGACAUUGACUCGAUCUUUAACAGCGCCAGUACCCUGUUCACUGUUUAUGUUUAUACUAAAAUUAGAAAGAACUGUUCUCAAAGAGAACAAAUGUUUGUAGGCAGGUAAGAUUUAUACAAGUUAAAUGUUGAUGCUGCACAUCAAAGACGCCGCCAAAUGAUGUGAACAGUCAAUCAGCAUAGAAAAUCGUUCUCUUUUACAGUUGAAUAUCCGAAGAACAAAUUAAUUUUAACUCCCAUGUUCUUGGUAUGUGCUCGUUGUUUAAUAAUCAAGUUGCAUAUUUUUGUGAAACAGUAGAACCUAAUGCAUAAAUUCACAUAAAUGCCAUGUCUGAAAUUCUAAAAUAUUUUUUCUGUUGCGACAAAGAUUGAACGUCUGUUCGAAGCAAAAUAAAUUGGAUAACAAGUAAAAAUGUAAUGAUUGGUUUACUUAAAAUGAAUUCAAGACAAUAUGUGCCGGGAAUUGCAUAAUGUUCGAAUGAUUUUGAGGACGAACUUUUCUGCAGUGAUCUCCCCUUACUGGCCGUAGCGUAACGAGUUUACGGCUGCGGAAGAACCGCCUCUCUGUUAAUGGGCGUGGUUUAGGCUUUGUGAUUUGUAAUUUAAUGAUUCGACAAGUGAUAUUGAUAAAAAAUUCCCUUGUUCCCUUCCGCCUCGUCAACGAAGACUAAAUACUGGCAUACGGAGCAUCAUUUUAAAUUUUUGCGACAAUUUAAGGCAGAGCCGAACUUCAACAGAGGCGGAGCAAAUGAAGUAAGUGACACUGCCUCAGUCGUAACCUCUUUCUAGAACGAUCGGCUAUAGACUGGCUCAUUGGCACGUUAUUUAUUAUGUAGAUAAAAUUAGAUAAUGAUAAAAACGUUUCGUGAAUUUUACCGCCACUCAUGUCGGAAUAUUUUAACAGUCAACGCAUUAUCAAUUUUAACCAGUUAAGGAAUGCAGUUAAAAUGAUACCAGAAGAUCAGUGUACAGUAAAUAGAAUAUUCACCAAAAUAUUUAGUAUAUCACAUGCAAUAAACCUGGUCCUGCUUUGAAAAUUAUUUGAUAUUCUAGCUGUUUAUUUAAGCCAAAUUUUAUUUAAAUUUUAUUAGCAUAGUUUUGUAAAGUUAUUAUGAAUGUUAUCAAAUAUUUUCUUACUGUUGUUAGUAUUGUCAAAUCAAUUUAAUUUUAUAUUAUUGUAUGAUUUCCUGUAUGUAAACUGUGCAAACGUCUUACGGUGAUACAAUAUGUUAUA